This is a messenger RNA of Drosophila navojoa, 2021 nucleotides long. RefSeq names its product kinesin family member subito (gene sub). Lineage: Eukaryota; Metazoa; Arthropoda; Insecta; Diptera; Drosophilidae. Gene Ontology annotation, molecular function: microtubule binding; ATP hydrolysis activity; ATP binding. Gene Ontology annotation, biological process: microtubule-based movement. The record is from RefSeq and is a predicted model, not a curated record. Gene Ontology annotation, cellular component: nucleus; microtubule; kinesin complex.
AGUUGGCAAAGUGAGCAUAGGUUUAAAAAAGUUGGCAACUCGUAAACAAGCGUCUUUAAGUCAAACCGCCAAAAGUGACGACCACAUUAAAUUAAAAACAUUAAAGGAUACCAGUGCGCAAACCAAUGGAGAGAGAAGAGGUUAGCAAGCGCGAAAUGCGCUCUUUUUUAAUGCCACGGGAUCCUAGCAUCGAUCGUCGUUUUCGUCCUCGCCCCAACAAACAACUGCGACUCUUCGAUGAGGUGCUCCUUGAAACCAGCGAUAGCUCCACCGAUUGCUCAGACACAGAAUCGGAGUACACGAAAACCGGGGAUGAGGGUGGCAGCUCAAUAGAUAGCGAAAUGGAGACAGGGCCACAGGUAUUUCUACGCCUGCGACCUGUGGAAUCUCCAUCCAAAUUGUAUAUUAUCUCCGAGUGUGGAAAUGUGUUGAUCACUAGCGCCGCCUCCAACGAGAACAGCAGCAACAACGUGAACCGCAUGGAAAAACACUACAGCUUCACCAACAUAUUUGAUAGCCAAGUUGGUCAGCGGGAUAUAUACGACAAAUGCGUGGGUCCACGCAUUAUAGACGAGGAGUGCGUUACUAUCAUGGCUUAUGGUACAUCUGGAUCGGGUAAAACCUAUACGUUGCUUGGUGACAGUGUUAGGGCCGGCAUUAUUCCACGCGCUCUGGAACAUAUCUUUACUCUGUACAAUAAGCAGGUGUAUAUGGCAGCCAAGCUGAAGCUUGUUAAUGCGCGCAUGGUAAUCCUGGAAGACGAUGUUACUAUGAAGGAAAUGCAAAUACGUCGACAGUUGUUGGCGCUGUGCCCGGAUAUGCAGGCUCAACACCAGCGCCUAAAGCAAGUAAUCCAUGGCGAUCAUGAAUUCGAAGAGAAGCCAGCCGAAGAAGUGUCCGUCAUGAUUUGGGUGUCAUUUGUCGAAAUAUACAAUGAGCUCGUCUACGAUCUGUUGACUUUACCUCCACGUCAGCAAAAUAUGGAGGCUCGGCGGAAAAAUCUAAAGAUCGUUUGCAACAAGGGCCAAGUCUUCAUCAAGGGCCUGACUAGUAUAUUUGUGAGAAGCAGCGAGGAAGCUCUGAAGCUACUACGGUUGGGACAGCAACGUCUGACGUACGCUUCCACGGCAGUUAAUGCCAACUCGAGUCGUUCGCAUUGCGUCUUCACGGUGGACGUACUGAAAUACCAUCGGACGGGCAUGACCACUCAAAACUCAUACAAAUUCUGCGAUCUUGCCGGCUCAGAGCGUGUGGACAAAACGGGCACGAUCGGAUCCCGUUUAAAAGAGGCACAAAGCAUCAACACGUCGCUUAUGGUGUUGGGUCGUUGCCUGGACGCGGCCAGCUCAACAAAGAAGAAGGCCAAUGCUGAUGUCAUUCCAUAUCGGGACUCGAAGCUGACGAUGCUGCUGCAGGCCGCUCUGCUGGGCAAGGAGCGCUUGGCCAUGAUUGUCACAGUAACGCCGCUCGAUAAAUAUUACGAAGAGAAUCUAAAUGUGCUCAGCUUUGCCUCGAUAGCGAAGAAUAUAUUAUUUAAGCAGCAGUUGGUGAAGCAACACAACACGCGCUAUUCGCUAUUCGCCGAGUACAGCUCGACUGGAGACUCGCGCGACAGGCAAUACAUCGAAGAACUGGAAGCUCAGAACAUUAGUCUGCGUGCUGAGGUCGAACGGCUGAACUAUGACAUUGUGCUGAAGCUUCAGCUGCAGGAGGAGAAGCUGCGCAAGGAGCUGACCGACACAUUCGAGGCGAGCAUACAAACGAAUCUGAAGCAGUGCGAGGAGCGGCAGGAGAGGAAGAUCGCUAUGCUUAAUCGGGAAUUCGAGGCGAAGAUUGCUUCCAUCAAGCGCAAAUAUGAGGAGCAAAUCGAGGAUUUGCAGGACGAAAUCGAAGAAUUGAAAUCCCCCAAUAGCGAUAUAGAGAUAAUUGAUGACGAAUAAUUAAUCCAACGAUCUUAAUUCAUGUUGUGCAUGUGCUUGUGUGUGUUCUUUGUCGUCUUGGGGCGUUUCUUUUAAAAUUUA